Molecule: messenger RNA, 1585 nt
Organism: Amaranthus tricolor (Joseph's coat)
Lineage: Eukaryota; Viridiplantae; Streptophyta; Magnoliopsida; Caryophyllales; Amaranthaceae
Product: ferritin-like catalase Nec2
Exons: 3
Coding region: 215-1264 (349 amino acids)
Source: RefSeq, a predicted model, not a curated record
UUUAUAUGUGAGAUACCUCUUUUCCUACUUAUUUAAACUGUUCUGAUCCAUUUUCUAAACAGUAUCACCAAAGUAAAUAGGCCUAUGCUGUUGACAUAUAUACUACUCUUUUGGUAUAUAUACUAGUUACAUGAAUCCCACAAAUCAUACCAUGCAUUAGUUAAAUUACCUCAAAUUAUACCCCUUGAAAAAGCAUAGCUUCUAAUCUUCUAAAAUGACCAAUUUUCAACCCAAAUCUCUUUCAAUUUUAUGCACACAAAUGUUAAUUAUAUCUUUGAUUUUCUUGGGAUUCACUGAGCCAAUUUAUUCAGAGAUGGGCACAGAUUUGGACCCGUAUGGAUCCUUUGAUGAUGAUCUAGGGCUCUACGACCCGUUUUAUGAUAAUAACAACCCCAAUAAUCCAACUUGUGAAGCACCAAUCCCACCUUAUGUGUUGCCUGUUUACAAAAUUGAUAUGAUUCUAUUGCAGUUUGCUCAAAAUUUGGAACAUUUAGAAUGUGAUUUUUUCUUGUGGAGUGCCCUUGGAUAUGGCCUCGACGAGGUGGCACCGCAGCUCACACUGGGCGGUCCACCUCCGAUCGGAGUCCAAAAGGCUAACCUUGACAACCUCACCAGGAAUAUUAUUACGGAAUUUGGUUUGGAGGAAAUUGGACACUUGAGGGCUUUGAAGAGGACAGUUGGAGGCAUCAUAAGGCCAUUGAUGGAUUUAAGUGCUAAAAACUUUGGAAAUGUUGUUAACAAAGCAUUUAAGUGUGAACUUAAGCCCCCAUUUGAUCCAUACAGAGAUAGUCUUAGCUACAUGUUGGCUUCUUAUAUCAUUCCUUACAUGGGACUCACUGGUUAUGUUGGUGCUAACCCCCAAAUUGCUGGCUUUCUUAGCAAGAGGCUUUUAGCAGGUUUACUAGGUGUUGAAGCAGGCCAAGAUGCAGUAAUUAGAAUGUACCUCUACGAGAGACGUGAUCUAAUAGUGCACCCAUACAAUUUCACUGUGGAAGAAUUUACAAAGCGAAUAUCAAUUCUAAGAAACAAUCUUGGCAUGUGUGGAAUCAAAGACGAAGGCAUAGUAGUCCCACCGGAGCUUGGAGCCGAGGGUCGGAUUUGUACAAACGUCUUAGCAGGGAACCGUGACUCGCUAUCGUAUGCUCGGACUCCUGCUGAGACACUUAGGGUUGUUUAUGGAACUGGCAAUGAACACAUUCCUGGUGGGUUUUUUCCCGAUGGAGCUAAUGGUGAACUUGCUAGGAUGUACCUCAAAGAACCUUAAUUCGGACUAAGUUUUUUUAAUUACUAUUGUUUUAUAAGUUUGUUAAAUCAUUCACUAUGGAUUUUUUAGCUACUAUAUUUGAAAACUGUUUACAAUUAAUUGAAGUAUUUCAGAAUAAAUAUUAUGUAAUUUUGUGCAGAAUUUUUUGCGCAAUAAACACGUUGUUGUUAACAACCAUGCAAUCGUGAGUGACUUGUGUCAGUGUGUGAAGGGGGACAUUAAUAUAUGGUUUAUGUAGCUAAUUUUCGGAAUUUGUGUUCUUAUUCUAUUUGAUGUAUGCUUGAUUUCAUUAUGAAAUUAAUUACGUGGUGUAAAUUGAUG